GCCCCGCGGGCCCGGCCGAUUUGGGACCGGUGCUGCCUACGCUGGCGGGAGCGUCCACCCCCGGCAGUCCCGGCUUCCGCGCUCCGGCGGCGAGGUUUGCUCUCGGCGUCCGCGAGCUCGCGGCAAGGCCGCGCUCGCCCUUAGGACUCCUUGGCGGCCCAGACGAUACUACCAAGAAAAUCAAAUGGCAUCUGGAGAUUUCUGCUCGCCUGGAGAAGGGGUAGAAAUACUGCAGCAAGUGUGUGACAAGAGGUUCCCUCCUUGUGCCCUGACUGAAGAGGACCUAAUCCAGAACCCAUAUUUCAGCAAGCUGUUGCUUAGCCUCUCACAGCACCUGGAUGAAAGUGGCUUAAGCCUUACCCUGGCGAAAGAGCAGGCUCAGACGUGGAAUGAAGUUCGGCUGCAUAAGACAGCAUGGCUGAGGUACGAGAUCUUACAGAGAGUCAUCCAAGAGCUGCUUGUGGACUACUAUGUGAAGGCACAAGACACAAAUCUAACAUUGGAAGACAAAAAAUUUCAUGAGACCCUUGAACAGCGGCUACUUGUAACUGAACUGACACAACUUUCAAGUCCUGGCCAGGAGACAGAGAUGCCCCCACUGCUAGGGCUUAAGAAGGCUGACCUUUUGGAGCUCAUGCCACCCUCACAGGACUUUGUGUGGAUGAGAGCACGGCUCCAGCUGGAGGUGGAGGAGCAGCUCAAGAGGAAGUGCUUCACUCUGCUUUGCUACCAUGACCCCAGCUCAGAUGCUGCUGGGGAAACCCUGAAAGCAGCGAAGGUGUGGACACUGUCUGAAGUCCUGGUGGGGGAGAGGCAGCAGUGCCUGGAGGCCAAGGGCCAGCAGAAGGAGCAGCUGGUGCUGCUGGAGAAGAAGAAAGCUACCUACUCCCAGGUGCUCCUUCGCUGCCUCACCUCGCUACAGAGGCUUCUUCAGGAGCACCGGCUGAAGACUCAGUCGGAGCUGGACCGCAUCAAUGCCCAGUACCUGGAAAUCAAGUGCAGCGCUAUGAUCCUUAAGAUGAGGAUGGAGGAGCUAAAGAUUUUGUCUGACACUUACAGUGCUGAGAAAUUGGAAGUGCAUCAUCUGAUUAGGGACCGUUUGGAGGGAGCCAUUCGCCUACAGGAGCAGGACCUGGAGAAGUCGAGACUGGUCCUGAAAACCUAUGAGGCCCUUGGAGAAGACUUUGAGAACCUGGUGAAGGAGUACAGCCAACUCAAACUGGCAACUGAGAACAAGCGUUGGGCUCUCCAGGAGUUUAGCAAGGCCUAGCUGCUGAGUUGGUUGUGGGCAGAGCCAGGAAGCUUACCUUCUCUCCUGCUCAACGGACUACCUCCAUGAUAAGGGAUAUGGGGACACUUGCUUUAAAACACCACAGUGAUUAUGGCAGCCUCCUGGUUUCCUUGGUUACAAUGGCUGGGUCUCCUCUGGAAAAUGUGUCUAUCAGAUUUAUAUAAUUUCAUGCAUAUCUGCUUGCAUCAGCCCUGUGUAAUAUUUCCUGAAUAAAGUAGUAAUAUUAUGUCUUA
This is a messenger RNA of Phodopus roborovskii (desert hamster), 1524 nucleotides long. It is a transcript of the gene Haus4, whose product is annotated as HAUS augmin like complex subunit 4. The record is from RefSeq and is a predicted model, not a curated record. Gene Ontology annotation, biological process: spindle assembly; centrosome cycle. Gene Ontology annotation, cellular component: HAUS complex. Gene Ontology annotation, molecular function: microtubule minus-end binding. The transcript is spliced from 10 exons. The coding region runs from base 185 to 1270 and encodes 361 amino acids. NCBI's taxonomy places the organism in Eukaryota, Metazoa, Chordata, Mammalia, Rodentia, Cricetidae.